AAAUACUGAAAUAGAUUCUGAUUUUAAAUUAAACCACGCUCAGGAUUAAAUUUGCAAAAUAAUGGCCGACGCUGAUCAAGAUUUGUUAGAUUACGAAGAGGAAGAAAAUGAAACUACUACUGAAACUACACAAGAUAAAAAAGAACAGAAAAAAGAUGUGAAGGGAACAUAUGUUUCCAUACACAGUUCUGGUUUCAGAGAUUUUCUUCUCAAACCAGAACUCCUUAGGGCGAUUGUGGAUUGUGGUUUUGAACAUCCGUCAGAAGUUCAGAAUGAAUGCAUUCCGCAGGCAGUCUUGGGAAUGGAUGUCGUUUGCCAGGCAAAAUCUGGUAUGGGAAAGACUGCUGUCUUUGUACUGGCGACAUUGCAACAGUUGGAACCAGUUGAUGGCCAGGUUUCAGUUUUGGUUAUGUGUCACACAAGAGAAUUGGCUUUCCAGAUCAGUAAAGAGUAUGAACGGUUUUCAAAAUACAUGCCAACAAUUAAGGUUGGAGUAUUUUUCGGAGGACUUCCAAUCACCAAAGAUCAGUCGACGCUUAGCAGCAAUUGCCCGCACAUUGUGGUUGGCACACCAGGUCGACUGCUUGCGCUCAUCAGAAGCAAAUCUUUGUCACUCAAAAAUAUCAAACAUUUCAUUUUGGAUGAAUGUGACAAAAUGCUCGAACAACUAGAUAUGCGUCGUGAUGUACAAGAUAUAUUCCGACUGACUCCACACGAAAAGCAAGUUAUGAUGUUCAGUGCCACCCUGAGCAAGGAAAUUCGUCCAGUCUGCAAAAAGUUUAUGCAAGAUCCAAUGGAAGUAUAUGUGGACGAUGAAGCAAAACUUACCCUACAUGGUCUAAGGCAGCACUAUGUUAAAUUGAGGGAUAAUGAAAAGAACCGCAAACUUUUUGAUCUAUUGGAUGCACUUGAGUUUAACCAGGUUGUCAUUUUUGUCAAAUCUGUCCAAAGGUGCAUUGCUCUUGCUCAACUACUGAAGGAUCAAAACUUCCCAGCAAUUGAUAUACAUAGAGCGAUGAAUCAAGAAGAGCGUCUUACUCGUUACCAACUUUUCAAGAACUUUCAGAAACGUAUCCUGGUUGCAACCAAUUUAUUCGGACGUGGUAUGGAUAUUGAGAGAGUCAACAUUGUUUUUAACUAUGAUAUGCCAGAGGAUUCAGACACUUAUUUGCACAGGGUGGCUCGUGCUGGUCGUUUUGGCACCAAAGGUUUGGCAAUCACAUUUGUAUCUGAUGAGACUGAUGCCAAAACCCUGAAUGAUGUACAAGACAGAUUUGAAGUGAAUGUGACUGAACUGCCAGAUGAAAUCGAUAUCUCCGCCUACAUUGAAGGACGCUGAGAUUCUAAAGAAACUGCAUGGUUUUAUUGAAGUAGAAGAAACUACAAAUAGUUGUGGAAUGGACUGAUGUCCAUUGUAUUUUAUUCGUUUCAUGUUGUACGUGAUGAUUUCUAGCUUGUUAACCAAUCAUUUCUUUGUGUACUGUAGAUUCUGACGCCUACCAUCUUUUUUAAAAAACUUGUAAAUUUUGUCAAUAAAAGUGCAGGCUGAUUCUUUAA
Molecule: messenger RNA, 1557 nt
Organism: Styela clava
Lineage: Eukaryota; Metazoa; Chordata; Ascidiacea; Stolidobranchia; Styelidae
Product: spliceosome RNA helicase DDX39B
Molecular function (GO): ATP binding; RNA helicase activity; nucleic acid binding
Source: RefSeq, a predicted model, not a curated record